CGCCGAGCGCGUCCGUAUAUAUUCAGCCCCCCAUGCCAGCGGGUACAGACUGGCACACUCCGGAGCUGCUCUUCACUCUCAUCCUGGUUCACUAUGGCGACGGAUCACCAAAAUCCUGCAACCAAACAGCCGAAUCCAGGAUCCAGCGCAUUCAAGCUGAUCAUCUACGACCAGGAGAAUUUCCAGGGCCGAUGCCAUGAGCUGACCGGAGCCUGUAACAACCUGCAGGAGGCGGGUGUGGAGAAAGUGGGUUCCAUCCUGGUGCUGUGUGGACCGUGGGUGGGGUAUGAGCAGCCCGGAUGUAAGGGUGAACAGUUUGUGCUGGAGAAGGGUGAAUAUCCUCGCUGGGACUCCUGGACCAACAGCCGCCGCAGUGACUGCAUUCUCGCCUUUCGCCCCAUCAAAGUGGACACCCAGGAGCACAAGAUCGUACUGUACGAGAACCCCAACUUCGCAGGAAAGAAGAUCGAGAUCAUAGACGACGACGUGCCCAGCUUUCACGCCCACGGCUACCAGGAGAAGGUUUCUUCAGUCCGAGUGCAAAGUGGCACCUGGGUGGCAUACCAGUACCCGGGCUACAGAGGCUACCAGUACCUGUUUGAGAAGGGCGAGCACAAGGAGAGCGCCGAGUUCGGGGCUCAGCUCUCUCAGAUCCAAUCGGUGAGGCGUAUCCGCGACAUGCAGUGGCACCAGAGAGGAGCUUUCCACCCCACCAACUGAGCUUCAGCCGAAAACGCCGGGUUCCUCCGGGCACCAGGCCACCACCAUGCCCUGCUUUCAUUACCCAUAAAUGCUGAUACAUUUAAUAUCAGUCAGUGAUUGUUUGCUACUGCUAACGACUAAAUAAAGCCUUACAA
Trichomycterus rosablanca is the source of this 857-nucleotide messenger RNA. RefSeq names its product crystallin, beta B2 (gene crybb2). Lineage: Eukaryota; Metazoa; Chordata; Actinopteri; Siluriformes; Trichomycteridae. The coding region runs from base 94 to 720 and encodes 208 amino acids. Gene Ontology annotation, molecular function: structural constituent of eye lens. The transcript has 6 exons. Gene Ontology annotation, biological process: lens development in camera-type eye; visual perception. The record is from RefSeq and is a predicted model, not a curated record.